GUAAAAGCCAGGGCCAUGAGCCCUAGAGGGAGAGAGGCUGAAGAGCUGAGAGUGGGCUUCCAGGGAGGCCCUCAUCCAGAGAAAGGAAUUGGUGCUUGUGUGUGAGGAUGAGGGGGUGGAGGCAGCAGGACAAUGCAAAGGCUAAAGACCUGAAUUGGAAAAUGUAAGGGAAGGAGACAACGUGAAUGAAAAAACUUGCCAACUGCAUGUUCUUAGGAGCUUACUGUGGUCAGAAAGGAGCAAAGGACUCUUAUCUCUCUUAGUCAUCUCUGGGAAUCUGUUCUAAGAGAUUUUAAAAAGAGAUGUGCCUUAAAGAUUUAUAUGUAAAGCUGUGCAUUACAAAAAUCUGAACCAAGCUACAUAUACAAGAGUUGGAGAAUGGAUACAAACACACUGUCCAAUCAUAAAAGGGAUUUUCAUACAGUCAUUAGGAAUCAUAUUUUUAAUAAAGGGUUUUUAUUUCUAAUUGUAAUAAAACUGGAUCGAAUUUGGACAUUUAAAUUGUAUCUACAUUUUGCUGUUGUAGAUCUUACUUAUGAUGAACCGCUUUAAACAUGAAUGUUUGUGUUAAUACCUGAUUUUUUUUUUUUUAGCAGUAAUUUCUACAAGUGGAAUUUCUGGGUCAAAUUAUAAUUUUGACAAUUUUCAGGCAUUUAGUAUAUAUCUAUGGCCAAAAUACUUCCAGAAACAGUUAUAUUCCCAUGAAGCAAAGUAUAUGAUUACCAUCACAGAUUAUUUAAAUUUUAUUCCUUCAUAUUUUUCUCCAUUUUGAAGUUGUCUAUAAUCAGGAACAAAACCCAAUAAAUAUCCUAAAAAAAUUAGUGAAAAUAUAUUCCUCACUCUGAGGACAGCACUGAAAUUGUUACCUAUAUAAUAAUAAUAAUACUGUCCUCUCUCUAGCAGCUUAGGGAGUAGUUUUGAAGAGCAGAGGAUAUGGUGAAAGGCAGUCUUUUGUCUGAGAGUUGUCCGGGUUUCAGGCAGGCUCCAGAGAAUACCCAUCAGCACAGAUCUCUGCUCCCGGCUCCUCUUCAACCCACCCACCCGCCUCUGCGGGCCUUGUUCUCAAAGGCAGUUCCCGGUGCACGUAUCACGACAGCAGCACAGAUGAAAAUGGCGCUGUCGCUAGACUUCCCUCUGCCCCACCUCCUUGUCUGCAUCAUCUUGGUCCAGCUGCUCACCUCUUGCUCAGCUCAGUUUGCUGUGAUUGGACCCCCUGGGCCCAUCCUGGCCAUGGUGGGUGAAGACGCUGAGCUGCCCUGUCACCUGUCCCCGAAGAUGAGCGCAGAGAACAUGGAACUGAAGUGGGUGAGAUCCAGCCUCAGGCAGGUAGUUUUCAUGUACGCACAUGGCAAGGAAGUAGAAGACAGACAGACGGCAGAGUAUCGAGGGAGAACUGAGAUUUUAAGAGAUGGCAUCACUGCAGGGAAGGCUGCUCUCCAAAUUCACAGCGUCAGAGCCUCUGACAGUGGAAACUACCUGUGUUAUUUCCAAGAUGGCAACUUCUACGAAAAAGCCUUGGUGGAGCUGAAAGUUGCAGCUCUGGGUUCGGAUCUUCACAUUGAAUUGAAGGGCCAUGAGGAUGGAGGGAUCCACCUGGGGUGCACAUCCACCGGCUGGUACCCCCAGCCCCAAAUACAGUGGAGAGAUGCCAAGGGCCAGAACAUGCCAGCCAUGGCAGCACCUCCAGCUACAGAUGGAGCGGGCCUGUAUGCAGUCACAUCAUCUCUAACGGUGAAAAGCAGCUCUGGAGAAGGGGUGUCCUGUAUCAUCAGAAAUCCCCUCCUCAACCAGGAAAAGACAGCCCAGAUUUCCAUUGCAGAUCCCUUCUUCAGAAGGGCCCAGCGCUGGAUCGCUGUCUUCGCGGGGACGCUGCCUGUCUGUCUGCUGCUCCUCGCAGGGGCUGGUUACUUCCUGUGGCUACAGAGGAAAGAAAAGAAGGCUCUAUUCAUGGAGAAAGAGAGAGCAGAAGAGGAAAAAGAAACAGCAAGGGCAGAAAAAGAGCAGGAACAAAGAAUAAAAGAGACACUCGAGUAUGAACUCAAGUGGAGAAAGAUCCAGUACAUGGCUAGUGGGAAGAAGUCUCAGGCCUAUCCUGAGUGGAAGAAGGCCCUCUUCCAAGCUGCGGAUGUGAUAUUGGAUCCGAACACAGCAAACCCCAUCCUGCUUGUUUCUGACGACCAGAGGAGCUUGCAGCGAGCAGACAAACGACAGAAUCUGCCAGACAACCCCAAGAGAUUUGAUUGGCAUUACUGUGUGCUUGGCUGCAAGAGCUUCACGUCAGGGAGACACUACUGGGAGGUAGAGGUUGGGGACAGGAAAGAGUGGCACGUCGGGGUGUGCAGGGAGAACGUGGAGAGAAAAUGUUGGAUUAAAAUGACACCCGAGAAUGGCUUCUGGACUAUGGGGCUGUCUGAUGGGAAUGACUAUCGGGCUCUCACUGACCCCCGGACCAAACUGACAAUUGCCAACCCUCCUCAAAAAGUGGGGAUUUUCCUGGACUACGAGACUGGUGAAGUCUCCUUCUACAACGCCGCGGAUGGAUCUCAUGUGUACACCUUCCCGCACACCUCCUUCUCUGGGCCUCUGUGGCCCGUUUUCAGGAUUUUGACCUUGGAGCCCACUGCCUUGACCAUUUGCCCAGCAUUGACAGGAGUGGGGAGUUCCAGUGUUCCUGACCUAGAGCCUGACCUUUCUCUGGAGACCCCCGUGGCCCUGGGCUCAGCUGAUGAGAAUGGGGAGCCUCAGGCUGAAGUAACGUCCUUGCUUCUCCCUGCCCAGCCUGAAGCUGAGGGCCUCUUCCCUACCAGCAACAAAUCACAACCGUAAAAUACCAAAGACACACACUGUGUGAAGCACUUCACUAAUAUUAAUACAAUUAUUUAUUCCAUAUGGACAGUUGAGUUUGAUACUGCUUUAUUGUCUCCUUUAUAUGGAGAAAGAAACCAGGGUGCAGAAAAGUGAAUUCACUUCGCAAAGGUCACUCAGCUAGUAAAUGACAGCUGUGAUUUGAAUAUAAAACAUUUACGGAUGACGUAAGUGUACUGGGGGUUGUGUCAAAGCUUUAAAUAAAUGUUCUCCUUUAAUCCUCACA
Molecule: messenger RNA, 3091 nt
Organism: Delphinapterus leucas (beluga whale)
Lineage: Eukaryota; Metazoa; Chordata; Mammalia; Artiodactyla; Monodontidae
Gene: BTN3A3
Product: butyrophilin subfamily 3 member A3
Biological process (GO): regulation of cytokine production; T cell receptor signaling pathway
Cellular component (GO): external side of plasma membrane
Molecular function (GO): signaling receptor binding
Source: RefSeq, a predicted model, not a curated record